AUGCAGCGCGCCGAGCAUGUCGUCUUCUGCGUCGAGGACACCGUCGGGCUCCGCGACGACCGCUACAGCGUCGGCAUCAUCGAGCGCUCCUUUGGCGACGUCGACUCGCACGAGCCCCGCCCCCAGCGCGACUACCCCGACGACAUUGUGUGCGAUGGCGAUAUCCCCGCAGCCCAAUUCGCAAAGUUCCUCAAGGACGGCAUCCCCCCGCGCGGCACCGUGCUCGUGUCGUGGCAGACGCAGUUCAAGACGGAGCUCGUCUACGAGCACAAGCUGCAGCUCCUCGACCGCGCCCUGUACGUGGGCGAUGUCGUCAAGCGCAAGGCUGAGGACCACAUGAGCGGCACCGUCAUCGGCACCCAGGCUGUCUGCACUCUGUUCCCCGCCACCCUCUUCAACGGCGGCCACAUCACCCAGGCCAUCACCGACGACCACUCGGUGCGCAACGUCGCCGCCGAGGAGCUGAUCAACGUGCACGAGUUCGUCGAGGGUGCUCUGGUCGUCUACGGCGACUGGGUGGGGCGCGUCGAGAACGUCUACGACGAGGUGGCCAUCAAGCUGGCCAACAACUCGGUCGUCGUGGUCGAGGACCCGUCGGAGCUGAACCAGGACGACGCCACCAUCGAUCGCCUCAGCGUGGGAGACACAUGCAAGACAAAAAAGGGCAAUCUGCGCAGAGGGCGGUGGCGCUUUGGCGCCUACGAUCCAAGCGUGCCGCCCGUGGGCGUGGUAGUCGAGACAAGAGCAACCGAGAUUGACGUGCAGUGGCUGGCCAGGAGCAUUGGUUCCCGCAAUCGCACCCUUACUGCCGACGAGCCUCCCGUCACCCUGGGCCGAGACGAGUUCGAGAGCCCCGAAUUCUACAAGUACGAUGCCUCGGGCGGCACCGCUACCACCCUCCCCUUGUCCGAGAACGGCGUCGACAAGUCAUAUCACGUCGCCGACGUGGCCGUGGGCGAUCGCGUCCGCUUCAAGGACAUUGCUGGCGCGGCCGUCAAGUACGACGGCACCCACACGCUGUCCAACGGAUACCCCCAGGGCAAGGUGACGCGCAUACCGCGAACAGACUCGCUAGGAUAUGAUCUCAACGUUUUUCUCGUCAUGCAGACCCACAGUCAAGUCACGGUACAAUGGCAGGAUCUGUCAGUAACACAGGACCUCAGCUCUGCGCUACUGCCCGACCCCAACGUCGAGGACGACGACGAAGUCUGGCCAGGCGAGCUCAUCUUCUCCAAAGAGGUCCGUGAUGGCGACAAUGCACAAGGCUCCGAGACCAAAAAGCCGGCCAAAGUAGGUAUCGUCCAGACUGUCAACGGCCGAGACCGGAUAGCAACUGUGCGGUGGUUCAAAAACCCCUAUGUAGAGUUCUUUGGCAACAACCUGCUUCCGCCAUGCACCACGGGCGAGCUCCACGACGCCGUUGAAGAUGUGAGCCUGUAUGACAUCUACUCAUUAACCGCCCUUACGCGACGGCGUGGCGAUUUUGUCAUUCUCGACCCAGAGAACAUUGAAGCGAUCCAGUCGUCACUGCACAUCACCGGCCCUAAUUGGUUUGGCGAGGUGAUAGAUCUGGGCUUGGACGGUAGGCUCACUGUUCGUCUCGGCGCAGCCAAGCCUGUAGUUGAUGUCAAGGUCCCGUAUGAGUGUGUCCAUCUUGCUUACAGCAGUGACAUGGCCGAUGAUUUUAUCAAUGACCUUAACGAUUCCGAAGGAGAGUACAUUGAAGAGCUAGACGAGGAAUUCGAUUCGGACGACUUUGAUUCUGCCUCUUUCAACGAGAUGUGGAUUGAGUAUGAAGGCAUGGAGGGAGAGCCACCCGUCGGAGAUGAGGGCGACUGGUCGACAGAGGACGAAGAGGAUGAGAACGGCGAUGACGAUGACGAGUCGAUGCCGGACCUGAUCGACCCCACAAAGGAAGACGUAGAUACCACAAAGACUACACCUGAUAUCAAGCCGCCGCCGACAAAGGAAGAAAAACCGGAUCCACAGCCAGAAUCAGAGGUCGACGACACGUCGAUAGAGCAAGGCAACGUAGAGUCGACGAGCGGACCAGCAUCCUUUGUCAUUCUUGAUACACCCCCACCAUCAUCACACCGCUAUAUAUCACAACCGUCGGCAUCAUCCUCUGCCUUUAUGCGCCGUAUCGCGAAAGAGCACAAGAUUCUCCGCACCUCGUUACCCCCUGGAAUUUACGUCCGCACCUGGGAAUCUCGUCUCGACCUCCUCCGCGUGCUGAUGAUUGGGCCCAACGACACGCCUUAUGAAUUUGCUCCGUUUGUCGUCGACUUCCACCUUGGCUCGUCAUAUCCACAACAAGCCCCUGAUGCCUUUUUCCACAGCUGGACUAAUGGAAACGGCCCCGUGAACCCCAAUUUGUACGAGGAUGGCAAGAUCUGUUUGAGUCUGUUGGGAACAUGGCAUACGGAUGAGAGAAACGAGAGCUGGAGUCCGGCAAAGAGCACGCUGUUGCAAGUUCUGGUCUCGCUCAUGGGCCUGGUGCUAGUGAAGGAGCCCUACUACAACGAAGCAGGAUAUGAUGUACAUCGAUCGGCGCCCGAGACUAAGCUCAGCAGUGCAUUGUACACGGAGCGGGCGUACUUCCGAGCCAGGGCCUUUAUACACCAUGCGCUCACGCACGAUGUGGAGCCUUUCAAAGAAGAGCUGGACUAUCUUUAUCUGAGCCAAGACGAGGAUGCACCAAAGCUGCUCGACAAGGCAAUUGGUGCCGCCAAAGAUACGGCCGAUCGCAGCGCCGACGGGAACGGAGAGGGCGAACGCGAUGGUCUCCGGAAGAUCAGCUUAGGUGCUUUGGUCAUGCUCAAGAGGCAGAUUGAGAAACUCGAGUCGUUGAAGAAGUCGACCCCACAAGCAUAA
Molecule: messenger RNA, 2874 nt
Organism: Exserohilum turcica Et28A
Lineage: Eukaryota; Fungi; Ascomycota; Dothideomycetes; Pleosporales; Pleosporaceae
Exons: 1
Coding region: 1-2874 (957 amino acids)
Source: RefSeq, a predicted model, not a curated record